Molecule: messenger RNA, 1670 nt
Organism: Dioscorea cayenensis subsp. rotundata (Guinea yam)
Lineage: Eukaryota; Viridiplantae; Streptophyta; Magnoliopsida; Dioscoreales; Dioscoreaceae
Product: endoglucanase 17-like
Biological process (GO): carbohydrate metabolic process
Molecular function (GO): hydrolase activity, hydrolyzing O-glycosyl compounds
Source: RefSeq, a predicted model, not a curated record
UAAAAAAAAUUAAUUUUUUUUUUGGGAGGAUGAGAGUUCGAGCAGCGGAUCGGCUCACGGCGGCGGCGGCGGCGGCGGCGGUGGCGGUGGCGGUGGUUUUUGCGGCGAAUGUGGCAGCCAUGGAGCAUGAUUACGGCGAGGCGCUGAGGAAGAGUAUAAUGUUCUUUGAGGGACAGAGGUCAGGCCGGCUUCCGCCGAGCCAGAGGGUGAUGUGGCGCCGUGAUUCCGGCCUCCACGACGGCGCCGACGACGGUGUGGACUUAACCGGAGGAUACUACGACGCCGGCGACAACGUGAAGUUCGGCUUCCCAAUGGCCUUCACGGCAACCCUACUCUCAUGGAGCAUCAUCGAUUUCGGGAGAAGUAUGGGUCCUCACCUCAACGACGCCAUCGCAGCCGUCCGAUGGGCCACGGAUUACCUCCUCAAAGCCACAGCCGUUCCCUCCGUCGUCUACGUCCAGGUCGGCGACGCAUUUCGAGAUCACUCCUGCUGGGAACGCCCUGAAGACAUGGACACACCGCGCACCGUCUACAAGGUCGAUCGCGACCAUCCGGGGUCCGAUGUCGCCGGAGAAUCCGCCGCCGCACUCGCCGCCGCUUCCAUUGUGUUUAGAUCUAGAGAUCCCGAUUACUCUCGCCGUCUUCUCGAUCGCGCUAUCACUGUAUUCGAGUAUGCGGACAAGUACAGAGGAGCGUAUAGCACGAGUCUCCGGCCAGCGGUGUGUCCCUUCUACUGUGAUUUCGACGGCUACCAGGACGAGUUACUAUGGGGUGCAGCAUGGCUGCACAAGGCUUCACGCCGGCGAGAGUACCGGGAAUACAUAAUGCGGAACCAGGACGUUCUCGGCGCCGGUGACAGCGUUAAUGAGUUCGGGUGGGACAACAAACACGCCGGCAUCAACGUUCUGAUUUCCAAGGAAGUGCUCAUGGGAAGAGAUGAUUACUUGCAAUCAUUCAGACUGAGAGCAGACAACUUCAUUUGUUCAGUCUUCCCUGGUGGAGGCCCUUCACACCCUCCCCAAAUCCAAUACUCUCCAGGAGGGCUUUUAUUCAAGCAAGGAGGAAGCAACAUGCAGCACGUGACAGCACUGUCCUUUUUAGUCCUAUCCUACGCCAACUAUCUAAGCCAUGCCAACCACCACGUGACGUGCCAGGGCUACACAGCCACGUCAUCGCAGCUAAAGAUGCUAGCAAAGAGACAGGUGGAUUACAUAUUAGGGACCAAUCCUUUGGGGAUGUCCUACAUGGUAGGGUAUGGUAACAGGUAUCCUAAAAGAAUUCAUCACCGGGCCAGCUCUUUGCCAUCGGUGAGGGCUCAUCCGGGUCGGAUCCGGUGCAAAGAAGGGACACGUUACUAUCUUAAUCCGGGUCCGAACCCGAAUGUUCUGGUUGGGGCUGUUGUGGGUGGGCCUGCUAACCUUAGUGAUGCUUUCUCUGACACGCGUCAACAGUUUCAGGUGUCUGAGCCUACCACUUAUAUCAAUGCUCCCCUGUUGGGUUUGCUUGCUUAUUUCUAUUCUCAUCCUAAUCUCAACAACUAACUAUAAUUAGUCACUAGUAUUACAUUAGAAUAUGUUUGUUGUAUUAUUAUUAUUAUUAUUAUUAUUUGAUGUUUCCUAAGGAAAUCCUUGUAUGCCAGCCAUUAUAAUGCAAUGUUCUUUUUGUCUCAA